GUGUGCGUCCGUUGUCUCUGUGUGUGUGAUGUGAGAGAGGGGAGACGGGAUAGAGAUGUACCUAAAGAAGGCCUUUUGGAGCGAAGUACUGAAAUCGGGGACAGAGAAUAAUGAUAAAUCGCCGGACACGACGGUGCCCUCGCCGGUGACUGAUCUGGUGAGCUCACUCGACGAUCAAAGACUCUACAGGGAGGUAACUCUCGCACUACGAACCGGACUCCGUGACGCACGCUCCGAUUUCUCAUUUCUACGACUACAUGGCCUUGGUAACAUCCUUAAAUUCCUUCGAUCCGUCGCGGCCUCCGAUUCCACUAUCAACCUUUUCUGCAACAGCCAAUCCAUUACGGCUCUCCAAGUGGUCCCAGCUCUGUUUCAACACUCUUUACAAGAGACGGAGGAUCAGAUAGUGAGCAAUUUGGAUCACAUUUUCAGUGUUGAACCCUUGAAAAUAAAAAGUCCUUCUACUGAUACUGAAGUUUCACUUGCACUAAGAGUUUUGGAAGGAUGUUGUUUACUCCACAAGGAGAGCACGAUUUUAGCCCAUCAGUUCAAGGCUAUUCAGGUUUUGAUGAACAUAUUAGCAACACGAGGAGUGCUUGAGCAAGGGUCUUGCUUAGAUGCUCUUAUCUCAAUAAUGUUGGACUCUCCCCUCAAUCAAAUGGAUUUUGAGGAUUGUAAUGGCAUCGAGGAAGUUGCAUUGCUUAUAGGAGACAAACAAGUGGAUGAGAAUUUGAGGCUGAAAUGCGGAGAGUUCUUGUUGUUACUGAUUGGGCAUGUAAAUGGGAGGGAAGGUCCUCCGAUGGCAGCCAUACACGAUGACAUAAGGCGUCUGUUGGGUGAGAAAUCUGCGUCUUUGAUAUGGGCUGCAAGUCAGUUUGGUUCGACCCUUGAUCCUGGCCAAAGACUCACAGCUCUUCACAUCCAAGCUCGCAGGGUGCUUGAGUCACUAGACCUAUAUUGACAAGGUCACAUUUGAUUGUUUCAUUUUGUAUGGUUAUUGUAAAUUUAAUUGUUAAAAAAAAUGCUAAGUGAUUAUGAUGAAUUGAUGACUCAAAGAAAGAAAGCCAAGAAAAAAAGGGGCUUGAAAAAUGAUUACAAUGGAGAGUGAAAAUAGUCUCUUCAUUUCGACCCAAACGAUGCUAAAAGGUGUACGAUGUGCAUCCCGUGUCGUACAUUUGUCCAUCUGUUAAUCUCUGUGUAUAAUUGGGUUGGGUUCCGGUGAGAAGGAGAAUUAAGGUGAGAAACGUAAGAAAAGACCUCCACCUUGGAUGCAUAUUAGGAUGAGAUGUAUUGGAACAAUUCUCGUAUCAAGCGUGAUUAAUA
Molecule: messenger RNA, 1323 nt
Organism: Cynara cardunculus var. scolymus (artichoke)
Lineage: Eukaryota; Viridiplantae; Streptophyta; Magnoliopsida; Asterales; Asteraceae
Exons: 5
Coding region: 56-961 (301 amino acids)
Source: RefSeq, a predicted model, not a curated record